AAAGCGGACGCUCUUUGUACCCUCUUCGCCCUCCUCUGUCCGGCCGCAUGCGCCGGCUGGCCCACUUGCCAUCCACCCAUCUGUCUCAUCCGGUCUCUCUCCUCCUUUUCUCUCCUGGGCCACCACGACCACCCACCCACCCAGCCGGAACACGAGGCAGCCACAGGCCGCCGAGGAAGUGCCAGCACAUGGCGCGGCUCCGGCGGCCUCCAGCGGCGCGGCUAUGCUCCCGCCGGCGCCCAGCCUCCAGCGACAUGACUGUGCUCCCGUCGGCGCCCAGCCUCCAACGGCGCGGCUGUGCUCCCGCCGCCGCCGACCUCCAGCAGCGGGGUGGCGCGUCCUCCAACGGCCCUGUCGGAGUUCGGGCGGGUCGUGGAGGCCAGCGACGCAGUGGCGCGGAUCCAGCAGCAACGUCGUGGUUGUCCCGGCGAGGAGGUCGUUCACCAGGCACUGCUGGAGCACGGCCCUGAACAUAAAAGGCAAGCAAGGUGAGACGUACAUGCGCGUACAGGAGCUCCUUGACAUGAAGCUGCGCACGAAGCCUGUUGACAUGAAGCUGCUCCAGCUCUGCGUGCGCGUGGUCGGGGCGUGUGUUCAAGCCAAGUCUUCGUGUUGGAGCUCGCCAUGCCCAGGCCCGCCAUGCUGGCGCGGCCGGCCUACCGUCCCCGCUCGCACGCCUCAGCGUUGGAGCUUUCCGCGCUCGGCCGCGCCAUGUUCGCCGCGCCCGGCCGCCAUGCUUGCCGCGCUCACCGUGCCGUGCCGAGCCGCGGUCGCCCUGCCUUGUCUCACACACCCGCCGUGCUGCCCUGCUCGCGCGUGUCCGCGUUGGAGCUCGUGCGCCCGCCGCCUCCACUCUGUAGCUCGACCGCCGGCUUCGCCUCGUGCCCGGCCGGAGCUGCUCGAGCAGGUGGUCGCACCCGCCAGGCGCAGAGGCGCACCUCGUACGAGCUCGCGUGGCUGCAACUUGUCCUGGCCAUGGUCAACGUGCACCCCAGUGCGAGCUAUCCUGCCUGCUAAGUGUUCGAGGAAAUGCCGAGACGGACAUGCAAAAAAUGUGUCCACCUCUUGUUGGGCACACAUGCCAACCCAAAUAAAAAAGAGGAUGCAGACAGGCGGACGGGCGACCCAAACGAACAAAAAACAGACAAAAUCGGUGUUCGUUUGGGUCACUCCGUUGGAGUUGCUCUUAUUGUACAAUCUCAGACCAUCUCACAGUAUGACUAUAUAAUGGAAGCGCAAAUUCGCAGGGG
Molecule: messenger RNA, 1250 nt
Organism: Triticum aestivum (bread wheat)
Lineage: Eukaryota; Viridiplantae; Streptophyta; Magnoliopsida; Poales; Poaceae
Exons: 2
Coding region: 224-1228 (334 amino acids)
Source: RefSeq, a predicted model, not a curated record